Messenger RNA from Bombyx mandarina (wild silkworm), 2414 nucleotides. Its product is annotated as ATP-binding cassette sub-family G member 1. The record is from RefSeq and is a predicted model, not a curated record. Gene Ontology annotation, molecular function: ABC-type transporter activity; ATP binding; ATP hydrolysis activity. Gene Ontology annotation, biological process: transmembrane transport. Gene Ontology annotation, cellular component: plasma membrane. NCBI's taxonomy places the organism in Eukaryota, Metazoa, Arthropoda, Insecta, Lepidoptera, Bombycidae.
AUGUCGAAUAUACCUUUAGUACGUCGGGCGAUCGUUGGAGCUACUCUAGCCCAUAAUGCACCAGGUCUUCAGUCGCCGGGUCAAUCCAACUCACCGGUUGAACCUGACCCGAUGAUCGUCGAGGGAGGUCAAGAGAGCCAGUGGACCCCCGCCGCGUUAGAAAGGGUUGGGUCGACGUUGAAGGCUUUGAAUCGUAUGGCCAAACGACCACCUGUACAUUUAUUGUUCGAAGAUGUCAACUACACCGUAAGCUCUCAUAAGGGGGAGCAGAGAAUACUUCAAAGCGUCUCCGGAGAGUUUCGUUCAGGAGAGCUGACAUGUAUACUAGGACCUUCGGGGGCUGGAAAGUCUACUUUACUCAACAUCUUAGCAGGAUACACGUUAAACGGCGUCACCGGACGUGUAUCAGUCAACGGACACGUGCGAGACAUGAGGGUGUUCAAGAAACUGAGCUCGUACAUCAUGCAGGAUGAUCUGCUGCAGCCAAGACUGACCGUACAAGAGUCCAUGUGGAUCGCUGCUGAUCUGAAACUCGGCAAGGAACUGGGAAAGCCGGAGAAGGAACUCAUUAUUGAAGAAAUUCUACAAACACUAGGUCUGUGGGAUCACAGAGACACAAGGUCUGAAAAACUGUCUGGAGGACAAUCGAAACGUCUCACUGUCGCCCUGGAGCUGGUCAACAAUCCGCCCAUCAUAUUUCUGGAUGAGCCUACCACAGGCUUGGACAUCGUGUCGAUACGACAACUGGUAGUGCUUUUGCGGCUAUUGUCAAGACAAGGAAGAACUAUCAUAUGCACAAUACACCAGCCCUCGGCUUCUCUGUUCGCUCUCUUCGACAGAGUGUAUGUGAUGGCGCGGGGAAUGUGCUGUUAUCAGGGUGCCGCUCCUCUUCUGGUACCGUAUCUAUCAGAGCUGGGGCACACUUGCCCCACGACCCACAAUCCAGCGGACUUCGUGCUGGAAACGAUCAUCACCGACGCGGAAGCAGCGGCUCAGAUGUCGGAAUUGUGCCAGAAUGGAAAACUUUGCAGGAAACUGGAUAGGAUGUUAGCGAGAGGUGGAAAGAAACCAAUUUUACAUUCAGACGAGUCAAUACAAAGGAUAUUCGUCGAGCACAUAGCCAAAGAACAAAUGCAGAAGAUGGAAUUUCCGACCACGUUUUUCACGCAAUUCUAUAUCCUAACGAAAAGGAUGUUCAUACAAAACAAAAGAAAUUUGACCACACUCUGGAUACAGUUAGCGCACCAUCUAACUUCAGCCAUUCUUCUUGGAAGUAUAUUCUUCGGCAUUGGUAACGACGGGGCCUAUCCAGUAGUAAAUUUUAAGUUCUGCAUGAGCUGUUUGGUGUUUUUCAUGUACACAUAUAUAAUGAUACCGAUAUUGUUAUUUCCGAUGGAAGUGCACCUACUGCGUCGGGAAUACUUCAAUCGCUGGUACAGCUUAAAGGCUUAUUAUGCUGCGCUGAGUUUUGCCACUAUGCCUGCGAUGACUUUACUUGGCCUCAUAUUCCUGGUUAUAACGUAUUUCAUGUCAGGGCAGCUGCUAGAGUGGGAGAGGUUUACAUUGUUCUCUAUCAGCGGACUGCUUACGGGAAUAUGUUCCGAGGGCUUAGGUCUCGCCAUAGGCGCAGCACUGAGUGUUACUAAUGGCUCUAUCGUCGGACCAUCGAUCGUGUCACCACUGCUGGUUCUCUGCUGCUAUGGGAUGGGUUUCGGUCCUUACAUAGAGGGCACCAUGCGCGCCCUAAUGUCCGCCUCGUAUCUGCGUUACGGUCUUUCCGGAUUAACUUUAUCCCUCUUCGAAAACCGACGGCCAAUGGACUGUUCAUUAGAAUUCUGUUUGUAUUCCGAUUCUAAGCUCCUACUGCGGGACGUGGGAAUGACAAACGAUCGAUACUACAUUCAAAUAAUAGGAUUGUUGGCAUUCACGUUCGUUUAUCGAUUGUUGGCGUAUUUCGCUUUGAGGUAUCGAAUGACCGCAGAUUUUUCUAAUCGAUUCAUGUGUUACAUUAGUAAAUUUUUAAAGCAUCGAUAAUUCGUAAACAGCUUUUAGAGUUAAUUCAUUAAUGGUAUUUAAAUCGUCUCAAGAGAAUUGAAUCUUUUCAAAAUUAGAACUAUGGUCUGGGUUAGAUUAUAUUUAUGAUGUAUUUUUUUUAUUGUUAAAAAAACGCAUACAAUUACUUUAAGGUAUAAUAACUCGGUACUUAUCAAUUCGAUGAAUUUAAUUAUAAUUUUAGAACUAUAUAAAAGAGAACAUAGUUUUAUCGUUCUUGUUCAAAUGUGAAGUUGUACUCUCUAUAUCUCAUUAGUUUAAGAUUAGAUAAACAUUUAGGGGUUUUGACAGUUUUUUUAAGUCAUUUUAAGCGAUUUUAUAACAAAAAUAUUUGAUUUAGUUGAAACAAUAAAGAUAUUAGU